Molecule: messenger RNA, 1342 nt
Organism: Diuraphis noxia (Russian wheat aphid)
Lineage: Eukaryota; Metazoa; Arthropoda; Insecta; Hemiptera; Aphididae
Gene: PGAP2
Product: Post-GPI attachment to proteins 2
Biological process (GO): GPI anchor biosynthetic process
Cellular component (GO): Golgi membrane; endoplasmic reticulum membrane
Source: RefSeq, a predicted model, not a curated record
UAGAAGAUUCGAUUUCUUGGUGUCCUAUUUGAAAGCAUUUUUAAUAUCAAAUAUGAAUGAUUUACGACGAAUUUCAAGUAUGAUUCAAAAUUAUUCAGUAUCAUGUCCAGAUAAACCAGAUAAGCGGUAUAUAUUUCAAAUCAAAGUAUAUUGGCUGGCCAUAGUUACUUUACUUAGUGUAUUGGUUACCUUUGUGUUUUGUGUUUUGUGGACUAUAUUUUUCAAAUUGGAAGAUGCUACAUCAACACAUUGUGGUUAUCGAGUUAAAAAUUACUUGCCAACAAUAUCAACUGCUGUGGGAAACUAUCCAGUACAACGGUUUAUUUGGACUUUAGUUAUAAUUGCUCAUAGUCCAGUAAGACUCAUUGUGGUUGCUAUAUAUUAUCAAUACUACACUAAUAUAAUUAAGCCAUCAUUACAUUGGUGUGUGGUAUUAUUAAGAUUUUUAACCACUGUUGAAGUAUGCUCACUAGUUGUAUUAUCAAUAUUUACUUCAUCGGAUUAUUACAGUAUUCAUGAAAAAAGUUUUGUCACAUUUAUCUGUGCUUCUGAACUAAAUAUGCUUAUUUCUUCUAUAUUAUUGAAAAGAGGACGUAUUACCAAAACAGUUAUGACAAAAUUAGAAAUACGGUCAUUAAAAUACAAAAUAUAUUUUACAGUAUUCAAUAUGACUAGUUUUGCAAUUGCUGGCUAUUGCUUUUUACGACAUAAUGCUUACUGUGAAUCUGGCGUAUAUACAUUUUUUGCUCUCUUUGAGUAUUUAGUCGUAUUGAGUAAUAUGGCAUUCCAUCUUACUGCAGUUUGGGAUCUAGCUGGUGUAUCAUUAGUGGUGGAUGAUAAUUUAAACCUCGCCUAUCGUUGAUUGGAGUCUGAGUAUAUUUAGUAUAGUAUAUAAGAUCAAAAUACAUGUAUAUAUAUUGCUAUAAAAUAUGCCUACUAAAUUGUGAUAUUAAUACCAAAUCAAAUUAUAGAAACAUAAUUAAAAAUUAUUCUAAUUGUUUUAACUUUACAUAAGCAUGUAGACUAAGGUUUAUUAGUUUGCAUACAAUAUUGGUACAUAUGGUGUCUCUUUUAAAAUGUUUACGUUUGUUAUAUUGUAAAUAAUUGUUAGAUAUCACAGUUUAAUUUUAUGAUUAUAUUUUAUUAAAUGCUAUAAGAAAGUAAAAUUUCUUAAUUAGAUACCUAAAUUACUUUUUUAUUACAUUUUUAUCAAAUAUUUAUAAACUAAUUAGGUAUUUAUUAUUGAUAUACUUAUAUUUAUACAAAUAUUGUUAGUUUAAACGAAUCUCAUAUUUUUACACAACUUUUUUUAUAAAACAAAUAUAUUUAAUGUUCUGAUUGC